Messenger RNA from Closterium sp. Naga37s-1, 2025 nucleotides. NCBI's taxonomy places the organism in Eukaryota, Viridiplantae, Streptophyta, Zygnematophyceae, Desmidiales, Closteriaceae. The record is from the annotation of a GenBank genome assembly.
AUGUCGCUAUCGCUGUCGGGGACUUUCAGCUGUGACAGUUCGCGCUUCAGCUGCGACGGCGCGCCUGACGACACGGGCUGGGAGAGCCCCUCGGAUUGCGGUGGCGAUGCGGUCUUCGGCGCGCAAUACGGGGAGCGCCUCCCCAGCCGCAGGCGGAGCUUCGCAGGCGCGGGCACGAACCUCUCGAUCGGACGGCUGUCGGAUGGGCAUUUGAGUCUGGAGCGCGGGUGCAAGUCGGCGACAGUGUCGCGCGUUAGCAGCCGCCUGCUGGCCCCCACGCAGUCGUCGCAAGCCAAGUCGCGUUCUCUCGCCCAUCGGCGCGCAGCGGAGGACGGUGGGUCGGUGGGGCGCGAACCGUUCAGCACCUCGUCGCAGCCGCGGAGGACCAAAGCUGGCGCGACAGCAGCAGGAACGGCCCGCGGAACGGCCGCAGCAGCAAACUCAAACGAGCGUGUGCAUGCGCCGGUUUGUAGUCCUCCUCGCGGAAAGGUUUCUGUGGAAAAUUCAGCACAAAACGCGGCGAAAGGCGGGCAGCGCGGGCAGGGGCGGCGAAUGUCGGACGCGAGUGAGAAUCUGGCGCUGAAGCUGGCCAAGCACCGACAGGGGCUGGGGGUGGUGGGCGCCGGAGAUCCCAAGACGGUUGCUGGUGGCGCCGCUGCCGCUUCACAGGUGCCACGUGGCGGGAGGGUGGGAUCCCGAGGGGGGGCUGCGGCUCCGCCCGUGUCCCGCAAUGGUCUGGCGGCGGACAGGAAGCCUCUGGUUGCGGGGUCGGCGGGAAACGUUGCGCAGAGCCGCGUUGCGGCGGGGGAAGUGAAGCCCCGGCAGCGCCUGGCGGACGGGAAAGGAGCGCCUGGUAGUAGCGGCGGACGAGUUCCCGCGCAUGGCGGACCGGACGGGGGAAAGGGGCUGCGGGGACACAGUGCGGGGGGGUCAGGUAACGGUAAGGGGAAGAACGAAAAGUGGGUAGUGGGGACAAUCGGGAUGGGGAACGGUGGGAGGGGCGUGAGCGCAGAGCAGAGGAUGAAGGAGCGUAAUGAAGGGCAAGAGGCAGCCCGUCACACAGACCCGUCGCGAGGGACGAGGGGCAGUGCAAGGCGGCCAAUUGGUAACCAGUCCAUCAGCCAAACCAACUUCACCCUCCCGCCCAGCCUCCUGCUCCUCCCGCUCACCUUCCCCUCCCCCAGCCCCUCCUCCGCGGGGUCCGCGGACGACGCGGACAUGCCGUGGGCGGAGCUGAUAGGCGACGUGCGCGGCAUGGAGCAGGACGUGCAGUACGUGCGGCACGCCAUGCUCGCCGCUGGCUUCCUCUCCGACGCCCUCCCGCCGCUCUUCUCCCCGUACCUCCCCAUCAACCCCGCCUUCUUCCAGCACCUCGAAUCCGCCUUCCUCAUGCGCUGCUGCGCGCACGCCACGCACGACCCGUCGCACCUGACCGCCAGCCUGCCCUCGCUCCCUCUCGCCAUACCUGCAUCUUACCACGAGGAGCGCCGUCAGCGCAUGCUGCUCUUUGAUGCCGUCAACGAGGCUCUCGGCCGCCGCCUCGCGCCUUUCCUCCCCCGCGCGCCGUGGUCCCCCGCGCCCGUGCAAGUGGCGCCGCGCAGGCGGCCCCUGGGGAUGGAGCUGGUGCAAGAGGUGUGGUCGGAGAUUCACUCAUGGCCCGUGGCGUCCACUGAUGAGGUGUACACUGUACUGGAUGAGUCAGCGAGGCGUGAUUUGUGGAGGGGCACGGAGAGGUGGCGUGCACAGGAUGUAGCGGAGGAGGAGCCGGGUGUUGUGUUUGAUGUGGAAGGGAUGUUGCUGGAGGAGCUGCUAGAGGAGGUGUGCCUGGAGUUUGUGGAGGUGGAGCAAAGGCGGGCGAGUAAGAGGAUGUCGGUGCAUGGGGUGGUGAAGGCACGAAUUACAUCGUCGGGCUUUGUCUGUGUGGCUCAUGUGAAGGGAUCUGGAAGGGAUGGAGUGGUGGCACUACUUGGUCCUGCUUGCCCUACUGCUGUGAGCAAGAACCUUCUUCGGCUUCCAAGGAUGUGA